AUGGUGCCUACCAUUUUGCUCAGUGCCCUUCUGCUUCAUCUCGCUGAUGCUGUGGCUUCAGAACCGCGAUACAUCCUGUGGGUCUCUUCUGUGGUACAGCGCUUUUCCCCAGAAAAAGCCUGCCUUCAUCUUUUGAACCUCAACGAGUCUGUGUCCUUGAGCGUCACCCUGGAAUAUGAUGGAUCCACUACUACUAUUUUUGACCAGUCCGUGGAAGCGGGGAACUUCUACGCUUGCACAAAUUUCAAAGUGUCUCAGACAUCCUCGGAGCAGUUGGCCUUUGUGACAUUACUUGCUGAGGGAAACACUCUUAAAAUCUCGGAAAGGAGAGCUGUAGCAAUCGCUGCUGAGGAGAAUGCAACUUUUGUGCAGACAGACACACCCAUCUACAAACCUGGAGACACCGUUCACUUUCGCAUUGUGACACUGAACACCUGGCUCAAACCUGUUGACGACGUGUACCCUUCAAUCACCCUUCAGGAUCCCGAAAACAAUGUGAUUUUUCAAUGGAAAAACGUGACCACUCUCAGAAACAUCACCCAGCUCUCUUUCCAUCUGAGUCCAGAGCCAAUGUUUGGGGAUUACACAAUCGUCAUAAGAAAGCAAUCAGGAAUGACAGUGGUGCAUCAAUUCACCGUUAAUCAAGAUGUACUGCCCAAAUUUGAAGUUGAGGUCAGUGCGCCAGGGACAAUAACUAUUGCGGACGAUCAAUUUCAAGUGGCUGCAUGUGCAAAGUACACCUAUGGCCAGUCUGUGCAGGGAAAAGCCCAGAUCCGGGUGUGCAGAGAAUUUUCCUCCUCUGGUUACUGUGAGAGUGAUAAUAAGGAAAUAUGUGAGCAGUUCACUGCACAGCUGAAAGAUGGCUGUAUUUCUCAAAUUGUCAAUACAAAAGUCUUCCAACUAUACCGCUCUGGAUUUUUCAUGACAUUUAAUGUUAAUGUAAUGGUUACAGAACUUGGAACAGGUGUGCAGAUCAGUAAAACACACCCUGUUUUUAUUACGUCAGUGCUUGGCAGCGUGAGCUUUGAGAACAUGGACUUUUUCUACAGGAGAGGGAUCACUUAUUUUGGAACCCUUAGAUUUUCUGGUCCUGAUAAUACACCGAUGGUGAGCAAGCUUUUGCAACUGGAGCUCAAUGACAAAUUUCUAGGAAAUUAUACCACAGAUGGGAACGGGGAAGCUCGAUUUUCCAUUAACACUUCAGAGAUAUUCGAUGCACAGAUCAACCUAAAAGCCGCAUAUGUCCGACCUAGAACCUGCCAUCAUCCCAGCUGGUUGGACCCUGAGUAUUUGGACGGCUACUUCUCGGCCUCCCGCUUUUACUCCCAAACCAACAGCUUCCUGAAGAUUGUUGCUGAGUCAAAGCAGCUCCCGUGUAAUCAAGAGAAGAUGGUUUCAGUACUUUACUCCCUAAACCCUGAGGCCUACAAGGAUGACUCAGGUGUAAACUUCUUCUAUUUGGUGAUGGCAAGAGGAAGGAUCUUCCUCAGUGGACAGAAAGAAGUCAGAAGCCAAGCCUGGAGUGGAAACUUCUCUUUCCCAAUCAGCAUCAGUGCUGAUCUGGCACCAGAGGCUGUCCUCUUCGUCUACACCCUCCACCCCGGUGGGGAAAUCGUUGCGGACAGUGUCAGACUCCAGAUUGACAAGUGCUUUAAAAACAAGGUUAGCAUAAAAUUCUCAAAGGAGCAGGACCUGCCCGGCUCCACCACCCGUCUACGUCUUCAAGCAGCCCCUGACUCCUUCUGUGCCCUGCGAGCAGUGGACAAAGGUGUCCUUCUACUGAAACCUGAACAAGAAUUGUCACCUGAAAUUGUAUACAACCUGCUCCCAAAUAUCUAUCAAUAUGGUUACUUCUACCACGGUCUCAACCUGGAUGAUGAUAAAGUAGAUCCAUGCAUCCCUCAGAAGGAUUUGUUCCACAAUGGACUGUAUUAUACACCUGCAAGCAAUGUUUGGGAUGGAGACACUGCUAAUCUUCUCAGGGACAUAGGUCUGAAAAUCUUUACUAAUUUCCAUUACCGGAAACCGGAAGUGUGUUCACCCCAGGAAAACCUGCACUUGCUGGGGACAUUUGAUGACCCAAGAGAACCGGUGAUGAUGUAUGGCGGAGGCGCUCUGGCUGCUUCUGCCUCUCGUGAUACCGUAGACAGCAUCAACCAUGCAGAACUGGCCAUCAAAGAGACAGUCAGGACACACUUCCCCGAGACCUGGAUAUGGGACCUCGUCAGUGUAGAUUCCUCAGGUUCAGCAAACGUCUCAUUCCUUGUCCCCGAUACUAUAACCCAAUGGGAGGCCAGCGCCUUCUGUGUGAACGGUGACGCUGGGUUUGGCAUUUCACCCAAAGCAUAUCUACAGAUCUCCCGGCCCUUCUUCGUUGAAAUCGCCUCACCCUUUUCUGUCGUUCGAAAUGAACAGAGUGACGUGGUAGUCACUGUCUUCAGCUACCUGACCACGUGUGUAGAGAUUUCUGUUCGGCUAGAAUCAUCUGAGGAUUAUGAAGCAAAUAGCAACACCCUGAGUACCAAUGGCAGUGAUGUUCUCCAGGCUGGAGAACAGAAAACGUAUGUCUGGACCAUUAUACCAAAAACACUGGGCAAAGUGAAUAUUACCGUAGUGGCUACGUCCAAACAAAGCAGUGGCUGCCCAAACGAUGCCAGUAAGCAGCAAGAUGUCAACUGGAAAGACACCGUGGUCAAAGGCUUACUGGUAGAGCCUGAAGGUAUUGAAAAAGAAACAAGCCAGAGUUUCCUUAUCUGCACAAAAGGUACCAAAGCCUCAAAGCAAAUACUUCUGGAAUUGCCAAGUGAUGUAGUGGAAGGGUCAGCCAGAUCCUUUGUCACGGUUGUAGGAGACAUUCUCGGAGUCGCAAUGCAGAAUCUAGACAGCCUUCUCCAUACGCCCUAUGGGUGUGGCGAGCAGAACAUUGCUCAACUAGCGUCUGACACUUACAUACUCGACUACCUGAACGCUACCCAACAGCUGACAGAAGAAGUCAAAUCCAAGGCUCUACUGCUCUUAACUAAUGGUUACCAGAAGCACUUGUCUUUCAAAAACUAUGAUGGUUCAUACAGCAUGUUCUGCCAGAGCAAUCAGAAAGGAAGCACAUGGCUUAGUGCCCUUACUUUCAAGACAUUUGAGAGAAUGAAGGAAUAUAUUUUCAUUGAAGAGUCGGUCCCCAAACAGACCUUAAUCUGGCUUUCAAGCAAACAGAGAGCAAACGGAUGCUUUAGAAGGGACGAUGAGGACGAGCCUGUCGACAGUGCUGGGAAGGGCAGUGAUGAAGAGGAUGUUGUGCUCACUGCAUAUGUCGUCGGGGCGUUCCUUGAAGUUGGAUUCGAUUCCAGUUUUCCCGCCCUCCGCAAUGGUCUCUAUUGUCUGGAGGAGGCAUUUUCAAAUGGUGUCACCAACAGCAACAGCGACACACAAGCUAUUCUGGCUCACGUGUUUGCACUGGCUGGAAAAGAGCAGCAAGUGAAAUCCUUACUCCAGAGCCUGGAUCAAUCUGCCACAAAAAUCAAUAAUAUGAUACAUUGGGAGAAAGAAGAGAAACACGAAACAGAAGGCUCUCCAUCGUUCAUUCCUUCGGCACUUUCUGGUGAGACAGAGAAGACGUGCUAUGUGCUGUUGGCUGUCGUUUCUCAGGUCGCUCAGGACCUUGAUUAUGCUAGUAAGAUUGUUCAGUGGCUCGCCCAGCAGAUGAACUCCCACGGAGGCUUUUCUGCCAUACAGGACACCACGGUGUGCCUUCUCGCCCUAACCAGAUACAUGAAGUUAACUGGCUCUAACUCACAAAACACCGUCACCGUGAACACUGAAGAAUCUGAGGAGGUUUUCACUGUCGACAAUGAUAACCGCCUUGUGGUACAGCGCUCAAAAUUAUCCAAAGGGCACGGACAGUACACGGUGGCUGUAGAAGGAGAAGGCUGUGCGUUUAUCCAGGCCACCCUCAGGUACAAUGUGCCACUUCCUAAGAAGGCAUCAGGAUUUUCCCUUUCCUUAAAAAUGGGGGAAAGCAACUCUUCAGAUGUAAUCCAGACUAAGUUUGACCUCACAGUGACCCUCGAGUAUACGGGAACUCAUGAAAGCUCCGAUAUGGUCCUUGUGGAUGUGAAGAUGCUCUCUGGGUUUACUCCUGUCCUAUCAUCCAUCCAAGAGCUUAAACACAACGGCCAAGUAACGAAGACAGACAUAAAGAAAGGCCACGUUCUUCUCUACUUAAAAGAUGUUCCCAGGGCACCAACCAGUGUCACCUUCUCUGUCGAGCAAACCAACAUUGUGUCCAACAUCCAGCCAGCCCCAGUCACGGUCCAAAGUUAUAAGAAAGAUGAAUAUGCCCUUGAUUCUUACAGCAUCGAUAACAUUUCGGAUUCCCAAUAA
Molecule: messenger RNA, 4377 nt
Organism: Peromyscus californicus insignis
Lineage: Eukaryota; Metazoa; Chordata; Mammalia; Rodentia; Cricetidae
Product: ovostatin homolog
Exons: 35
Coding region: 1-4377 (1458 amino acids)
Cellular component (GO): extracellular region
Molecular function (GO): endopeptidase inhibitor activity
Source: RefSeq, a predicted model, not a curated record